Molecule: messenger RNA, 4955 nt
Organism: Limulus polyphemus (Atlantic horseshoe crab)
Lineage: Eukaryota; Metazoa; Arthropoda; Merostomata; Xiphosura; Limulidae
Exons: 3
Coding region: 96-1013 (305 amino acids)
Source: RefSeq, a predicted model, not a curated record
CAUAUACUGUAGCGGACUGGGAAGGCUUUUCUAUCAGAAGUCAGUGCUCUUAUUCAACAUUAUCCAAAGAUUUAUCAACAAAACGUGUAAGAACGAUGGUAAUGAUUAUAAGAAUCCUUUAUUUCUCAAUCAUUGCUCUGUUGUUUAUGGACGUGGGAGUUUCUUAUCCUCUAUAUGAUGACUACGUGUUUCCUGAGAUCCCAAAAGAAAGCUCAAGUCGUGACGUGUACAGCCUCUUGAAGGACUAUGAAGAUACUCUUCCAGCUGUAAAUCAUCCAGAGAAGUAUCCUCUGUACGAUAUCUCACUAAGAGAUCCCUAUUCACUGCUCCUCCACCCUGCUUUCCACGACUGGAUUCAACACCUGUCCGCUUCGCAGUGGGCAGCUCUCUUGCGAGAACUCAAUAUGGAAGACUAUUUCGACGAUUAUGAAUAUCCCGAUGAGUAUUCUUACACCUGGGACCCAGCACUCUAUCCCAUCAAUAACUAUAUACCACAAAAUACAGAUUAUGAAUACAAAGAUAAUAUAGAGAAACCAAAAUUAUUCACUGAUCUGUUAAGGAAUUACGUCUAUUCCUCAAAAAACAUCAGAAGGCCUAUAGAGGAUGAGGUGGAUGUGAUACAUAAAAAAAACUCCAAGAAUAGUAUUUCACAAAAAGCCGUGAUAUCAAGCACUGAAGAUAAUUCACAAACUUCCACAGAAUCUUAUCGUCCCGACACAGAGUUAACAACAGAAGUUCCUGACGAUGCUACGAUGAUGUCUCAUGUUAUAGCAAUUACAAAUCAACUACAGACCUUCCCAGUAGAGGGUCAGAAAGAAUACCCAAUGCUGAGACCUGCUUCCGAAAGCAGAAAAACUAGAAAUGAUUGGUCAUCAUCCUUAGAGGAGCAACUAUCUCAAUACAAAAUGCAUAACGAUAUUCAAAACCAAGAAAAGGAAAGGAAUGAAGAGAAUAUGAACAGUGAUGAUUUUCUCACACGACAGUUGGAUAGCCUCAGAAGCCGUGAUGACUAACUUGAUUAAACAUCUCCAUAAAUGGGCCAAAGAAAGCCAGGCUCAUAGAAAAUGAUAGGUUCCAUUCAUUGAAUUCCCACCCGAAAGAAACGUAACUUUGAUGUGAUUAAGCUGAGAAUUUGUUUUUCUCCUCAGAAAGUUUGUGAAUAGCCGGAAAAAAUACUGUUCUGAAUGUUGAACCCGCCUUUAGUGUUUCCAAUUUAUUGUUUAUUGUAAAAAUAUUACUUUAAACAGUCCGAAACAAAAACAUGGAUACAAUGCUGCUCGAGAAUACAUCAUAAAAACCUAUUCUUUUAAAUACAUAUGGAGCGAGGUUGUAUCCAAAUGAUAUUCCCUUCAUCAUUGUAGCUUGUUAAGAGUCGGUGAUAGAGACACACUGGAAUUUCGUGGUAGCUUGUACAGCCAGUAACAUAUUGUUGUUAAACAUGUUCAAAGUAGAUAUCUCUAAAGUAAAAUAUGGAUUCUUGUUCGUCAGUUACCAUAUGUACAUAGGUUUCAGCCAGCACAUGCUAUUUUUGUUUCAUGUUGUCUCUUAUUUAACACCAUAACUCACAUGUAAAGCACUGAACUUCUCUUAGUAUCGCAAAACGUUAAGACAGACGAAACCGGUAUAAAUAUCAUCGUUACUAAUUGUCUAUGAGAAUAUUUCGUGCAAAAACUUUAAAAAGGUAAAAGCAAAAAAAUCCUCAUGAAUUCACGCUAAAUUAAAAAUUUUAUACCUUGAAUUUUUUCCUACAUUAGUUUCUUAAAGAAGUUAUAUGUUAUGUAACAAAUAUUUCUAGACGGCAUCUGGUCUUUACUAGUUCCGCUAUAGUUCUUAGUAUUUUCAACUGCUCUGACAUCUAUUACACAUAACGUAAUUCCGAGCCCCUUCACUUUCUUCAUUAAAAUUACAUAAUGUCUAAUCUACACCGAUUUUCAUUUUAAAAGUUAUGUGAUGCUCGAGCCAUACUGAUAUAUACAUUAACUUCCUUAUUCCACUAUAAUUCAGCCAAUGCCUAACUACUUGUCCCGAAGUACAAGUUAGCUAAGACUCGAUCUUCACUAAUAUAAGGCAGACAAUGCCCCAGUCCUUUAACGUUUGUUAUAGACAUGGUGCCACAGUUGACUUCCAUGAUAAGAGUACAAUCCAGAUACUGCCUAGAAAGAGCUACCAGAUUUUCCAAGUUAACAAUAUUAACCCAAACUUGCACCAACCUUAAUUUUUCUUUAUUGAAAUAUAUAUAUAUAUAUAUACAUAAUUUUGACUGUCGUAAAAUUAUUAUAUGUUUAUUUUAGUAUUUCAUUCAACAGCUUUUGUGCAAAUAACUUUAGUUAUAUUGCAAAAUAUCAGGUGAUGUUUAAGCAUAUCAUAUGGGGUUUUAAUAAAUAAUACAUAAACAGCAUUACAGUGCUUUUAAUUUGAAUUAUAAAUUUUGAAAUGAUAUUAUGCAAGAAUAAACCUUGUAUAUACGUGUAGAAUUUGAUGCUAUCUUCUACCUCUACUUCUUCUUUUCAAUUUCAAGAAGGAAUGUUUAAAAAAUGAGUUUAAGACUAGAAAUAGGUCUAACUUAGGUAUAGUUUACUAUAGAAAUUAACAUUCUGAAAUAAAAAGAAUGUAAAUCCUAAACAUUUUUGCUAUUAUUUUAUGAGUUCGUACUUAUAGAACUAUUUCGGGAACAUAUACAGCCUAAACCCCAUAACGACGGCGUAAGGCUGUGUACAAGCUUUCUAAUGAUAGACGCGAAUAGGAGCAUCUAUCUUGUUCCUAGGUGUCAAUCAUAUCAAUCGUAGUUUCAGCUUCAUCACAUAGAGCUACUAUAGACCUCACAUCUUCAAGAAAGUUCCUUUCGUCGUUUUUCCAUGGUUACUACUCUGAUCUCCUUACAAAUUUGAUAUGGAAAAGGGUUUCACACUACACCCUGGCUAUGGGCCUGAUAACAAAGAUCAGCAGAAAUACAAACAUAAAAACCAGUGUUUGAUGUUGUCAGCAACACACCAUGUCUACUGAAUGGUAAAUUUAUCAAAGUGAUCAGUCACAGGAUUUGGCCUAAGAGUUUUAGGUAGGUGUCAUCACGGUUACAACCAACUUUAAUAGAUUUAAGACUUUUAGACAAGACUUAUCAAAGUAAUCAGUCAUAGUGCUAAUUAAGAGAUAUUGAGGUAAACAGUCACAGAUUAGGUAAGAGUUAUCAAAGUGAUCAGUCACGGUGUAAAAUAUUUAGGUGAAUGUUAUCAAAGUAUACAAUUAUAGUAUUAAGUAAGAGUUACCAUGGUGAUCAGUCACUGCGUCAGCUCUAGAAUUGUUAGAUGAGUGAUAUCCAAACGUUAGAUCCUAUACAGUAAUUUUACACAUUUAAAUUAGAAUUAUCAAAAUGAUCAGUCACAGCCUAAGGUGCCCCCCCCCCCUGUGGCACAGCGGUAUGUCUGCUGACUUACAACGUUAGAAUCCGGGUUUCGAUACCCGUGGUGGGCAGAGCACAGAUAGCGCAUUGGGUAGCUUUGUGCUUAAUUACAAACAAACAAACAGCCUAAGGACUAAUUUCUAAACACAAAUGUUUGGGUUACUAAGAUGAUUACUCAUAUCAUAAAGCUUUAAAUCUUUAAGUGAGCGUUUUCAGGUGAUCAAUGACAGUGUUAGGCCUAAAUGUUUGGGUAUUAAGACAAACAGUCAUAGUUUAUAGGUAAAUAAAAUGUGCUCAAGAUAAUAAAAUACAGUAUUAAGCUUAUGGUUUGCAAAAAAAGCCCAGUAAUGUUCUGAAUCGGUGAUCCUUAUGUAUAGUAAAGGUAAAACAAUAUAAACAAAUAAAUAAAAAGAAACCUAUGUUGGUUCUGCAGAAACAGGACUGAUGCAUUGCUUAUCCUGCACGUUUGAAAACAAACUUCAGCGUUAACUGGUUGUAAUGCAAAUUACGUUCUAUCAAAAAGUAACAAGCCUUUUCUUUCUCUCACGUGAUGUUUAAAAUGUUGGAACAAUCAGCAAGGAAUUAAUUUUUAAUCUUUAAUGUUCUGUACCGUAUACUAAGAAGUUAGGAAAACGGUGAAAACUGUUUCAAGAUUUAUAUCUAUGAAUCUGUAGUACCAAAGAUACUAUAGCAAAUUCACAUUUGAUACGCACUUGGUGUUCUGCCUAGUUCUAGUAUUCAUGUUUGUUAUUAUUUGUAUUCACUGUGAAGUAACGAUGUACUAAAUAAAUUAUUCCCUACUAACGUAAUAUUUUGUAAAUAUUAAGACAGAGAAGUAGUUACUAUAUUGUUAAAUAGCUGCAAGGUAUCCCAUAAACGUUUGCCAAUCGAAGAAUGCAACUCCUUUUCUUUUUCUACUUCUUUAUAUAGUAAAGUGUUAUCGCUUAAGUUAAUUCGGAAAUAAUAAAUUCACGAUUAAUUCGUUAGCCAUUCUGAUAAGAAAUCUGAUAUAAUUUCGUAAUUAAAGUGUUUUUAUACGCAGAGUAAAAAUCUUUCUGAGUCACCUAAGCCAUCUACAGGUAUUUCAGAACUAGUAGCAAAUUAAAUUUGUUUUGAAAGCUUUUCCAGCACGCAAACCUAUCAAACAUCCGGGAAAUAUUCUAAAAAUAAUUAUGAUACUAGAUUAUGACAAACUCGGACUUAAUUAUAUAGUUAAAGAAAUGCGACGACAAUUUGAUAAUUGAUAAACGUAUUGAUCUUAAAAAAGCAAAACAAGACAGAGCAUGAUAGAAAGGCAAACAUUUGUAGGAUAUCGUGUAGUAUAUGCUGAGCCAUCCACCAAAAUGUGUUCAGUGAUAAUAUAUUCGAACGUUAUGGUUUCUAGUAUUCUAAAGCUACAAAGAGCAAAGGUCAUAGCUACUGUACUUUUUUAACUGGUGUUUCAUGCUCAUGUUUAGCUUUCAAAUACACGUAUGUUCAAGAAUCUGCAUUUUCUGAUGUCGAUGUUCUGUUUAUAUGUAAAUAAAAUUAUUUUAUAUAAUAAAUGACUUGUGUGCAC